ACGGGCGGCCGGACGGACCGAGCGGCGGCCGGAAGGACGGGCGGGGACUCGAGCCGGGGUCGCGGGGGCCCGGGCAGCGGCGAGGAGGGGCGCGGGUCGGGGCGGGUGGUCGGGCUGGGCCGGCGUGGGCCGGUUCCGGGAGCCCCCGGCUGGCGGCCCUGCGCACAAAGCGCCUUUGUUCCUCCCGCGCGGCCGGUUCGGGCCGGUUGGCGCCGCCCCGCCCCGCGCGGCGAAGGCGGACCGGGCGCUCCGGAGCCCCGCCCCCGCGAGGUAAACAAACCCGGGUCGCCGCCCGCCCGGGAGUUCGGGGUCGGCCGGGGCCCCCCCGGAGUGGGCGCUCCCUCCGGGGAGCAGCCGGUGACCGCAGGGGCUCCCCGACGCCCUGCGCAGGCUUCCGCCGGCCCACAAACAGGAGCAUGGCAGCCAUCCCCUCCAGCGGCUCGCUCGUGGCCACCCACGACUACUACCGGCGCCGCUUGGGUUCCACUUCCAGCAACAGCUCCUGCGGCAGCGCCGAGUACCCUGGGGAAGCCAUCCCCCACCACCCCGGUCUCCCCAAGGCCGACCCGGGUCACUGGUGGGCGAGCUUCUUUUUUGGGAAGUCCACUCUCCCGUUCAUGGCCACAGUGUUGGAGUCCCCAGAGCACUCGGAGUCCCCCCAGGCCUCCAGCAGCACCAUCACCUGUGACCUGGCUCCAGAAGCCUCGAGGAAGCAGCCUGGUGGCCAGCCUGCCAAAACCAAUGCUGGGCCCCGGUCCUGAGUGACCACCACCUUCCAGAGGCCCUGGGUUCCUCAGAGCCCCUCCCUGCCCCGCCCACCCCCUACACUAGGCAGGCUGGUGGAAGCAGAAGCAGUUGGGUUCCUUUAUAUUGAAACAGCAAAACACCAAAAAGGAAGAUGAGAGAACCCAGCUCUUUACCACCCCAGCCGCACAAGAGCCUUCCUGACACCCAGUGACCGUGUGCCUUGCCCCAAGUGCAAAAUAAACUCCAAGUGGCCAGCA
Messenger RNA from Equus quagga, 1004 nucleotides. RefSeq names its product pancreatic progenitor cell differentiation and proliferation factor (gene PPDPF). The record is from RefSeq and is a predicted model, not a curated record. The transcript is spliced from 4 exons. NCBI's taxonomy places the organism in Eukaryota, Metazoa, Chordata, Mammalia, Perissodactyla, Equidae. Gene Ontology annotation, biological process: multicellular organism development; cell differentiation. Bases 417 to 761 code for a protein of 114 amino acids.